UACAUGGACACGUGUAGGUUUUGGCCUGAAUUCUAAUUAUGAAGCUGUACCGUUUACCUGGCGGGCAUGGGUCAUCUAUUUAACAGGGAGUGAUAACCCCAUCGUUUCCCCGCCUGAUAACGGCACGUGCGGCACCAUACACACACAUGACCUUGCCCGCGUCUAUGGAGAAAGCGGAAGUGUCGACGAAGGACAUCAGCGCCAGCUAACACAGCGAGUAAUAGAUAACCAGCAACACACGUACAAUGUUCCAACAUGUUCCAGUUUAACAUCAUGUCGUGUUGACCCCACAACGCUUGAUUCUGGCGUGUUGUUCAGUUAGUGUUUGGUCAAAUGAAGUAUAUUUUCAACUAAUAUCAACAAAACCACGGAUGCUGCAGUAAUUACUAUACGGGAUGUAUUUAGAUAACAUCCUUUCCACCCUGGAACGUUCGCUGUCGGAAUCUGCCAGCCAGAGAGAGCAUCUCCAGGAUAUAACAGACGAAUGUGUGUCGGACAUACACAGACGAACGGGGUUUCUGCACGCUGCCAUUGACGAGAUAGAUAAAACUUUGACUAAACGUGUUCUAGACUUACAGGACACUGAAUUACACAGGCUGGCUAAACACGAACAACAAAUACAAAAAACCCUGGUAGAGUUUUCGUCUAGAAAGGCGGCAUCGAACAAACGGUGUACGGAGUUAACUUGCCACGAUCCCGUAAACACUUCCUACCACGAGGAGGAGUUAUUGGACGAAGAGCUUAUACAAGUUCAAAAGCUAACUGAUCUAGAACGGGUUUGUCUGACGUUUAAAUCGGCAAGUGUUUCCCAGGAUGAUCUCAGUCCGAUGUUUGGAUCGAUAGAAUAUUUUCAUAUAACUCUACCGUCCCCAAUCUCGACAGAAUCACAUGCACCAGUUCAGUCCCCGAGGUUCUUGAUCAAAAGAUUUGCUAACUUUAAUUGCAAUGAAAGCUCACCCAACAUCCACGCGCUAUUGCCUAUUUCUGCGACCGAGGCUUGGAUUUGUUGUGGUUGGGGGAGCAAAGACAUUCAUCUGUACGAUAUCGACGGUUCUACGAAAGCGUCCUUGACCUUGGAUGUCGCAGUUGACCACAUGGUUAUGACGUCAUGCGGAGAUUUACUAGUUUCUACCUACAACGGCACUGUGAUAACUCGAAUUGAUGAACAUCUUCAGAUGACGAAGUUCGCAACCCUCAACUUUAUUCCUCGAGGUAUGACUGUAUCUGAUUCGCGGGAAAUAUACAUCUGUGGUGUCGAGAGGAUCCCGGGAAAGAGCGAAAGCAACCGUUAUUUGAUCGUCAAGAUGUCGGAGGAGGGUCACGUGAUCUCUGACAUCGACGUUGCACCACAUGACCCUCACCGAAUCGCCGUGGACUCUAACGGGAACAUGUUUUUCUCUGAUAACAACAAUAGUAGACGAGAGUUUGUUGUCAUGGAUUCUACUGGAAAUGUCAAGGUCACAUAUAACGCGCCCCCUGACGACCCUCUCGAUAACCCGUUUUACCCUCUCGGUGUCACACGUGACCGAUACGGACACGUGCUUGUGUCGGACUGGAAUAACGACUGUAUCCAUUUACUGGAUAAAAAUGGACACUUCGUCCGGUUCUUGCUCAGUUCCGGGGACGGUGUGGAGUGUCCUUCAGCUCUCGGAAUAGACCGGGAACACAGACUCUGGGUCGGGAACGGGAUUGGGAGUGUUAACGUUUACCAGUACGUUAUAUAGGAUAUCUGUUACGCAUGCUCAGUUGUCUAAGUUGUGUUUGCCAUACUUAACCGAGUCGUACUUAAACAGUUCCAGCGUAUGACCAUACAAGGGAGGUUAUCACUUGUAUAAUUCGUCCGUAGUAACAAAAUUCCCUUACUAACACAAGUAUCUGUUAGUAGAAUUAUCUGGAUUAAGAUAAAUCCCAAUAACGCUUUAACGAGGUUUGAAUCAAGGGUCUUUUUCAGAGAAAGAUAUGUAAUCGCUAUCAAAAUGCGAGAAUAAAUAUCAUAAUUUAUGUGCUAAAUGAUAAAAUAUAUACUUGGGUUUUACUAUAUAUUCUAGGUGUAAGUGACACUGUGAGAUAUGGCUCCUGCUAUUUCGUUAAGUUGUCUUUAAUUGUAUUUAAGUGAGACAGUUGGAAUACUGCCCAAAGUGACGAUUUACUGGCAAAGAUACAACUUGUCUGUAAAUGGGAACAACAUUAAUGGAAAAAUAUGGAAACUAAACAGAUAUCGAAGACGAAAACUUACUGACGGUAAGUUGUACUACUGUGUGAGAAUGGAGGAGCUUGGGUUUGUAAUUACGAUGUACUACUGUGUGAGAAUGGAGGAGCUUGGGUUUGUAAUUACUUUGUACAUUUUGUGGAACUUUUCUCAGGGAUUAACACGUUGGUACAUCGAAGCUACAUGGUCCCUCCAACUGCCUGACAACUGGGGGAGCCACGCUGAUGUUUACAGUCUAGUAAUCGAUCCUUGUUAUUUAGCCGAGAAGCAUGCACGAUGUAGUUUAAUGUCAUUUAAAUAAAUUUGACAUUCAGCAUCCCAAAUAAACGUCUUCUCAGA
Messenger RNA from Mizuhopecten yessoensis (Yesso scallop), 2548 nucleotides. RefSeq lists its product as uncharacterized. The coding region runs from base 396 to 1724 and encodes 442 amino acids. Gene Ontology annotation, molecular function: protein binding. The transcript is spliced from 2 exons. The record is from RefSeq and is a predicted model, not a curated record. Lineage: Eukaryota; Metazoa; Mollusca; Bivalvia; Pectinida; Pectinidae.